GGUAGAGAUAGUGAUAGAGAGUAAAGGUAGUGGUAGAGGCGGUGGUGGUGGUAGUAGUACGUUCAAACGGAGUUGCAUACGUGUUGUGUGGAAUAUCCCUACCCUUAAGUCCGUGGUUCUUUUCAGGUGCGAUGUAGCCACCGUCGUCAUUUAUUUUGGGGAUGUUUUAGAUGAUAAUGCGCAGGCGCAAAAUAGUGGCGCGCUGCGUCGGCGUCGGGGGUGUGCGUCGUAACGUCGACGACUUUGACGCUACGAGAAAAUCAGAGAGAGGUGGCCAGUAUCAACGGGAGCCGUCGUGAGGGUCGAUCCUCCACUUCCUCCCAUUUUAAUUCUCUUUCCCUUUUUAUCCCCUCAUAUACAUUCAUACACACACACAAACAUACAUAUCUAUACAUACAUAGAAAAUACAAACGAGAAAAACGGCGAAGGGAUGCUCAGUUAUAACAAAGCGUUGCCGCAGAGGAACACGGAGACGAGGAUCCGUUGUCUUUUUAUUAUACGUCGAUCGUAAAACAAGACGUCGUUCAACUAAUAACAAAUAUUUCGGGGGGAAAUAUAACCAAGGAAAUAUAAUAAUAAAAAGAGAAGAGAGAAAAAAUGGGGCGUACGCGAACCGACGAGUCGCGGAUCGAUCGUCAAAUAACUUGGUGCUAACCUGACUGCUCACUGUUACUAUAACAAAAAAUCUUUUUUUCUUAAAAUCCUUUCCCUCUCUCUGUCUUUUUCUCUUUCUCUCUCUCUCUGUCUCUCUCUGUGUCUUCUUUCUCUCUAACCUGAAGUCCUCCAUUUUCGAACUUCAUCAUUCUUGCAAAUACAAAGCUGUUUGUGAUUAUUUGUUUUUCUUUUGUCACAAAAUCAUGAGCUCUAUGAUGAUGAAUGACGAUUAGUGAUGUUGAUAAAGAGGUUGAUGAACCUCAUUGGUUAUAAUUGGAAAGUGUGUCACGAACUGGCCUCGAGGGCAACGUCGAGGUUAGGUUGAGGGUAGAGACCCUCCAUGUGAAGCGACGGUGAAAACGCGGAGUGAAGUGAUUGUUGAAAAUUUUUUUUCUGUGGAUUAUCAGUGUACGCGCGGGGAUUAAAAAAACAAACAUGGAUCAAUUAUCAAUUGGAUAGUAUUUUAUUUCUACUUUAAUGAUUUGUAAAUAUAAAAAAGCAGCUUGACCUUUUUUGGAGGUUAGGUUGGAGGAGGAAAAUGACUCGCGAUUGGUGUGUCAUUUUUUUACUGUUCCCGUUAUUGGGUCAGACUUUGACAUUUGUCCUUGAGGGCUCGGCAACGAGUUAUGCACAAUUCCGUAAAUGGAAUGCGGCAUUAAAUGGUACAUUGGAAUUUGAAUUUAAAACAGAGCAGGGCAAUGGAUUAUUAUUAUAUACGGACGAUGGUGGGACAUAUGAUUUUUUUGAAGUGAAAUUAGUUGAGAGUGCGUUAAGAUUGAGAUAUAAUUUAGGUGGUGGUGCACAAAUUGUUACUGUUGGUCGUGAUUUGGGUGAUGGUCAUUGGCAUAAGGUGCAAAUAACGAGGAAUAAUGAAAAUACAACACUCAAUGUUGAUGGUGUCGCUGCAACGUCAACAUCAAGGGGAAAGGAAUUUGAAUUUGGUAAAAUUAAUGGAAAUUCGGAUGUUUAUAUUGGUGGUAUGCCGAGUUGGUAUAAUAGUAAACUCACUCUAUUAGCUCUGCCGAGUGUUAUAUUUGAGCCUAGAUUCAAUGGGAUCAUUAGGAAUCUCGUUUAUCCUGAUGGAAACAACUAUGUGCCAAGGAGACAGGAGAUGAAAAGUCGUGACGCAAAGUGCGGUGGAUUUCCCUGCGUCGAAAGUCUCAGUCAGCGUAAAUCAGCAAGGAGUUUGCGAAACAUGGUGUCAGCAAACAUGACGGACGCCUGUGAAACACGCGAUCCAUGUCAACAUGGUGGGAUUUGCAUUUCCACUGACAGUGGGCCCAUCUGCGAAUGUCGCACCGGUGACUAUGAAGGAAUUUACUGUGAAAAAGAAGCAUGGAGCACGGUGCUGCCUACGGCGGGUGGUGGUGAUUACUGGCAGUGGGAUUACAAUAAAGCACCCUCGGAAGCGUCGUUUAGAGGGACAGAAUACUUAACGAUAGACUUGAGUAAAGGUGAUCCUGUCCUAAGCACACAAGAAUCGAUUAGUCUGCAAUUUAAAACAAGACAACCCAUUGGCCUCUUAUUUUAUUCUGGCGAAGAGGGUGACUAUCUGACAGUCUCAUUAAAAGAUGGAGGAGCUGCCGUUGGCAUGACCCUAGCAAAUGGAAGGCUGGACCUUCACAUCAAACCGGCGAGGGUUCGAUUUGACGAUAAUCAAUGGCACAAAAUCAUCGUUCACAGAAAAGUUCAAGAGAUUUCGUCUAUUACGAGAUUUUGUAGGCUGUCGGCAAACGUAGAUGGAAUUUAUACAGAACAUGGUCACACUGCUGGAUCCUUUACGAAAUUGGCGAGUGAUCGACUUUUUGUUGGUGGCGGCGCUGAUGCACGAUCAUUGACGGGUGCAAAGGGAAUAAACAAUUUUGUCGGCUGUCUCAGAAAGGUGGAAUUCGCAGCAGAGGGCGUAAAAAUGGAAUUAAUCGAAGCAGCGAAAAGUGGCGCAGCAGGGGCAGCAGCUUGGGGUAAAAUAGACUUUCAUUGUCGAGAGCCGAAGACUUCUGAUCCUGUCACAUUUACUACUCGAGACUCGCAUCUGGCAUCGGGAACAGUGAAUGCAAGGCGACUACAAGGCGCCGUGGUCACCUUUACCAGCCCAGAGUCCCACUUGGUUUUGCCACCCUGGAAGGCAGCCAAACAGGGGAGUAUAUCUUUUAAAAUUCGUACCAACGAACCAAAUGGCUUGGUCAUGUACAGCAGAAGUGGAGCGCUGAGUCGGCCUGACUUGUUUGCUUUUGAAAUUUUAAAUGGACACCUUUACCUACAUGCCGAUCUGGGAAGUGGGCCAAUCAAGGUGAAGGCCUCAAAAGUUCGUGUCGACGAUGGUGUUUGGCAUGACGUCGCUUUUCGUCGUGUCGAACGAGAGAGUCGAGUCACAGUCGAUCAAAUAACAAUUGAAUUUCGCACACCAGGUGAUUCAACGCAAUUAGAUCUUGACGGAUUAAUGUACAUAGGAGGAGUGGGCGCUCCAUUUGCACCCCUAACUGUUCCGCCAGUUUUAUGGACCGGAACUCUUCGUCAAGGCUACGUUGGAUGCAUGAGAGAUCUUGUCAUCAAUAGUCAACCUGUGGAUAUUGCCGGUUAUGCACAGCAACAAGAUUCAGGUGCUGUGAGACCAGCUUGUCAUAUACAAUCUCCACAUUGUUCGUCACAGCCAUGUAUGCAUGGCGGCCAUUGUCUCGAAGGAUGGAACAGAUUUCACUGUGAUUGCACGGGAACACCUUUUACUGGCGCUACGUGCGGCAAAGAUGCAUCGACGCUUCACUUGAAUGGCUCGCAGCAUCUCACUGCUUUGAUGCCAGAGGAUUCAAAAACACAAGCCGAGGAAAUUGUUUUGCGCUUCAAAACAACCAGGCCACGGGGACUAUUAUUAGCAACAAGUUUGGAAAAUAGUUCCGAUCGGCUGCAAAUCUAUCUCGCCGAUGGAAAUGCAAAAGCGCAAAUACGCAUCGACAAAACUGAAAAGACACUGAUUGCGGGGCAAGGACUCAAUGAUGAUAUGUGGCAUACACUAAGAUUUUCAAGGAGAGCAAAUUCAAUGAAGCUUCAGAUUGACGACGAAGGGGCCGUUAGAGCUGAGGCAAUUUUGAAUAACGACAGCGUCUUAGAAUUCCGUACUCUUCACGUUGGCGGCUAUCUACAUUCGGGAGAGCAAAUUCCACAUUUUAUUGGUCAACUCCAGCAGGUUUGGUUCAAUGGCUAUCCAUAUGUGGAAAUUGCCCGUAGCGCCGGCUCUCAUCAAACAUCACAUCAAGGUGUCACGCCAAUUAUCAGAGUAACAGGCAAAUUUGGCAAAAGAAAUCAUCCCGUUCAUCAUCCCGUUACUUUUACAUCGAAACACACUUUCGUUGGACUACCCGUUCUCAAGGCUUACGUCGAAACAAACAUCUACUUUCAGUUCAAGACACGUGAGCCAAAUGGCUUAAUUUUCUUCAACGCUGGUCGUGAGAGGGACUUUAUUGCCGUCGAAUUAGUGAAUGGUCAUAUUACCUAUGUGUUCGAUUUGGGAGAUGGACCAGUCAAAAUCAGAGAUACAUCAAAAUCUAAACUGAAUGACAGUAAAUGGCAUGCCGUUAGUAUUGGACGACCGGCACCUAAAAGACACACUCUCGCUGUUGAUGACCACGUCACUGCGGCUAAUAGUCAAGGCAGCAACGAAAAUCUCGAUCUCGAUGGCAUCCUCUAUAUAGGUGGAGUUGAGAAGUCACAAUACGCUCAGCUUCCCAAGCACAUCAGCAGUCGACAUGGAUUCGAAGGAUGUUUAGCUUCACUUGAUCUAAGCGGAGAGAGUCCGGAUUUAAUAAGCGACGCUGUUGUUCCAAGUUCCUUAGUUGAAUCGGGUUGCGAAACAAAUGCAAAUCAACAUCCUGGCAAAAAAUGUACACACGACGUUUGCGCGAAUCAUGGCACAUGCGUUCAACAAUGGAAUAGUUAUACAUGCGAUUGUGAUAUGACUAGUUUCUCUGGUCCACACUGCAGUGACGAAUCGGUGGCUUAUGAAUUUGGCUCUGGAAGAGGAAUUAUCACGUACACAUUUCCUUCGGACAGAAGGCCAGAAAUGCAAAGGGAUACAGUCGCAAUGGGAUUUGUUACUGGACUCAGUGAUGCUGUUGUAGUACGAAUAGAAUCUGCAUCCAGCAACGAUUAUCUCGAGAUCGAAAUUGUGGAGGGAAAUGUGUUUGCUGUUUAUAAUAUGGGAACAAACGAUCAUCCACUGGGAGAAGUUGGUAUCAAAGUAAAUGACAAUCAAUAUCACGUCAUCAGAUUUACAAGAAGCGGGGCAAAUAGCACAUUACAAGUCGAUGACUAUAAUCUUCAGUCCAAUCAUCCGUCCGGUAAGUACUUUUCAUUUAUUUUACAAUUAAAAUUAAUUUUAUUCACUUUUCUUUCAGAACCAGAAAACGAACUCGAGAAACAAAAAUCCACAAAGAAAACCAAAAAAAUUUGGAUUCUAUUUUCCUGAAAACAAAAUUUUCCCAGCACUUGAAAAGGAGAAUUUCCUUAUCACUUUCAGAAAUGAAGAAUUUUUCUCUCAACACUUUCACAAAAAAAAGAAAUAGAAUUUUCAGCAAUAACAAAUUCUUCAAAAAAUUUCUUCUUUGUUGGAUUUCACGAAAAGAAGAAAAUGGAAAACUUCAUAAUAUUUCUCGUCAUAUUGUGGAUUUUGUAGAAGAAAAAUUUUUCCACACUUAA
Molecule: messenger RNA, 5343 nt
Organism: Leptopilina heterotoma
Lineage: Eukaryota; Metazoa; Arthropoda; Insecta; Hymenoptera; Figitidae
Gene: Nrx-1
Product: neurexin-1
Exons: 21
Coding region: 1193-5113 (1306 amino acids)
Molecular function (GO): calcium ion binding
Source: RefSeq, a predicted model, not a curated record